This is a messenger RNA of Miscanthus lutarioriparius, 1059 nucleotides long. Lineage: Eukaryota; Viridiplantae; Streptophyta; Magnoliopsida; Poales; Poaceae. The record is from the annotation of a GenBank genome assembly.
AUGGCCGGCAGCGACGAGGUCAACCGCAACGAGUGCAAGGGGGCGGUGCCGAUCCACACAUGGGUGCUCAUCUCCAACUUCAAGCUGGCGUACAACAUGCUCCGGCGGGCCGACGGCACCUUCGACCGCGACCUCGCCGAGUUCCUCGACCGCCGGGUGCCGCCCGACGCGCGGGCCCAGGAGGGGGUCUCCUCGUUCGACCACGUCAUCGACACGUCCACCGGCCUGGAGGUCCGCAUCUACCGCGCCGCCGCUAACAACAACGGCGCCGCGGGCGCGGCCGCGGUCACCCUGCCCAUCCUGGACUUGCUCGCCGGCGCGCCGUCGCCGGACCCGUUCCCAGUCAUCCUCUUCUUCCACGGCGGCAGCUUCGCCCACUCGUCCUCCGGCACGGCCAUCUACGACAACCUGUGCCGCCGGUUCGUGAAGCUGAGCGAGGGCGUCGUGGUGUCCGUCAACUACCGGCGCGCCCCCGAGCACCGGUACCCGUGCGCCUACGAGGACGGCUGGACCGCGCUCAAGUGGGCCAUGUCGCAGCCCUUCCUCCGCAGCGGCGCGGACGCCCGCCCCCGCGUCUUCCUCUCGGGCGACAGCUCCGGCGGCAACAUCGCCCACCACGUGGCCGUCCGCGCCGCCGACGCCGGCAUCAACAUAUGCGGCAACAUCCUGCUCAACGCCAUGUUCGGCGGCACCGAGCGCACCGAGUCCGAGCGGCGGCUGGACGGCAAGUACUUCGUCACGCUCCAGGACAGGGACUGGUACUGGAAGGCGUACCUGCCCGAGGACGCCGACCGGGACCACCCGGCGUGCAACCCGUUCGGGCCGAACGGGCGGCGGCUCAGGGGUCUACCCUUCACCAAGAGCCUCAUUAUCGUGUCGGGCCUGGACCUCACCUGCGAUCGGCAGCUGGCGUACGCCGAGGGCCUCCAGGAAGAUGGCCACCAUGUCAAGCUCGUGUACCGUGAGAAGGCCACCAUUGGUUUCUACCUGCUGUCCAACACGGACCACUACCACGAGGUCAUGGAGGAGAUCGCCGACUUCCUCAGGGCUAACCUCUAG